AUGGAAAUUUAUUAUUUAUUAAUUUAUAAAGAAAUGGAUUAUAAUAAAAUUAAUAAUACAUCAUCAAAUAUAUUUAAUGAGUCCUCUUAAUUCGAUUAAUCCAGAUAAGAAGAUGUUGUUAAUUUUUUAAGAGAACCAAAAGCGUCCAAGAAAUUAUCAUACUAGUAUCCAGUUGUAGAGGAAGCAUCUUCAUACUGGGAUCGAUUACUAGCAGGAAGAUUAGAUUCAAUCUCAUUAAUACCAACAACUAAAUGUGCAGUGUUUACUUUGUUCCUGAUAUCAUUUUAUAUGGGUUUGUUCGGAUUAAUUUUGUUUGGAGUCUCUACCAACAUAGUAGAAAUAAGGAUACCUUACGGUGAAGAAUGUGAUCAAUAAAGCUUUUGCAACAUUACAUUCUUUGUAGAUGAACUAAUGGCCACACCGGUUUAUGUGUAUUACGAGCUCUCCAACUUCUAUUCUAAUGAUCUAAAUUUCAUUAAGUCUAUCAAUAAGGAUUAGUUAAUGGGCUAUGACAUUGAUUAGGAGAAGUAUUGUCCCAAUGCUUACUUGCAAUCUCAGAUGAUUAGAUAAAAUAUCAGUGCUAGUGGCCAUCACCUGUAUUUUGAUAAGGCAAAUCCCUGUGGUUUGGCAGCCAAGUACAUUUUCAAUGACACCUUCUAUAUAAUGAACACAGACAAAUUGACAAUCAAUGUAACCAACCUGUUGUUGCCCAUGUAUAAGAAGCAAUUUAAAAGACAUGAAUAUUACUUCAAGCAGUGGUUAGAUGUAGAGAAUGAGUAGGUUGAAAGUUGGUUCAUACCCUAAGUGCAUUCAAGUAGAUUUAUUCUAUAUGGCAUAAUAAAUGGUAAUUUAAAUCAAGGAAGUUAUAAAUUCUAUGUGAACAAUUAGUAUCCAAUAUCAGUUUUUGGAGGAGAGAAGACACUCAUACUUUAGAGUGCAUCAGAAUUGGGAACCAAAGGUUUAACUAUAGGUUUAGUGCUUCUUGGAGGUAGUGGAUUAAGUGCAUUAUCCUCUCUAAUGUUGUUCAUGCUAAAGAGAAGUAAAUCUAAAACAUAGGUAUAACAAGAAUAAAUUUGA
Molecule: messenger RNA, 1077 nt
Organism: Paramecium tetraurelia
Lineage: Eukaryota; Ciliophora; Oligohymenophorea; Peniculida; Parameciidae
Exons: 6
Cellular component (GO): Golgi apparatus; plasma membrane; endoplasmic reticulum
Source: RefSeq, a predicted model, not a curated record